Molecule: messenger RNA, 963 nt
Organism: Clavispora lusitaniae ATCC 42720
Lineage: Eukaryota; Fungi; Ascomycota; Pichiomycetes; Serinales; Metschnikowiaceae
Gene: MEC3
Product: Mec3p
Biological process (GO): mitotic intra-S DNA damage checkpoint signaling; nucleotide-excision repair; telomere maintenance
Cellular component (GO): nucleolus; site of double-strand break; checkpoint clamp complex
Source: RefSeq, a predicted model, not a curated record
AUGAAGCUAAAACUUCGGACGCAGAGCACGGAAACGUUGAAAACAUGCUUUUCCCAAAUUAGCAAUCUACGAAAGUUUGUGAUUCUCCAGUUCAGUCCAGAGCAACUCCUCGCCAUCCUGAUAAACGGCACGUCAAUUACUCAAGAGCCACAGGUAUGGUGCAAGUUCCGCAUGCUGGCGAUCUUUAGUGAGAUUGAAAUACAAAGUUUGAGAGAUAAUGUUAUAUCACUUGAAAUCAACAUAGAGCUCUUUUUGCAAACACUUCGAAAUUUUGAUAAAGCAAACAGUCACGAUCUUAGCAUUCGUCUCCAGAAGAAGGAUUCGGGCAGUACAACAUCGGGAGGUACUGGAAGCAGAACAGCAUCCUUGGCAUUGUACUACUCCGAUAUAUCUGUCAAUGCCAAUACUAUCAAUCACACAUUUAGAAUUCCUGUCAAGAUCCUAAAAGGAUCUAGUGAUUUACCCAAAGAACCCGAAUUACCGCGUGUGGAUCUUAUGAUGAGACUCACGAAUGACUUUUCAGCAACUUACAGACGCCUAGAGAAGUUCAAGAGGGCAAUAGCGGGCGACUUGCUCACAAUAAGGGCCAGUCGAAGAAAUGGUGGAUUCUUAGGGUUUAUCCUCCAAGAAGAAGGGAAGUUUAGAGUAACCAUAUCUUGGAAUGACAAGCUUAACGUACAAAAACCACGUGGCGAGUUGGACAAUGAUAGUUUGAGGGCGUCUCUACUACAAAGGGAUGAGAAUGAUGUUGACGAAAAUGACGUCGAAGAAGACAAAGAAAUCACUCUCAAGCUCAAAGACUGGCAGCUGGCAGCAAAGAUAGUCAGCACCUGUAAAACUAUCAUCUUUUUAAUUUGCCACAAGGAAGCCUGCGCGAUACAUUGCUUACUAGAUGACACCGAUGAUGUGGAGGUGAUUUAUUACAUGAGUGGAGUCAGAAUUCGCGAUUUCUUAGAAGACUGA